Molecule: messenger RNA, 735 nt
Organism: Corylus avellana
Lineage: Eukaryota; Viridiplantae; Streptophyta; Magnoliopsida; Fagales; Betulaceae
Source: RefSeq, a predicted model, not a curated record
AUGUCUUCCAUCUCUAUCUAUCUCCUAACAUUUGCUGUCCUUCUCCAAACCAUUUUCGGAGCCAGCUCAUAUCUCAACAUCUGUUCAAGCUCUGACAACUACCCAUCAAUGACCCUUAUGACCAUCAAUGACCCUUAUGAAUCAAGCCUAAGAAAGCUCUUGGGCAAUCUUUACUACCAAACCCCUCCUCAGGGCUUUGGUCUUGGCUCAGUGGGUCAGGAUCCCUACAAAGCUUAUGGUAUUGCUCUUUGUCGUGGUGACGUUGAAGCCACAGGCUGCAGGACUUGUGUCAAUGAGGCCAGCAGCGAAAUUCACAAACGCUGCCCAUAUAAUAAAGGUGCGAUUAUAUGGUACGAUAAUUGUCUUGUGAAGUACGUCAACACUGAUUUCCUUGGCAAAAUUGACGAUCAAAACAAGUUUUAUAUGUACAACUUGCGAAAUGUUAGCGAGCCUACAACAUUCAACCAAAAAACAAGGGAGUUGUUGAGCCUACUGGCUAAAGAUGCAUCUGAGACUCCAAAACUGUAUGCAGCUGGAGAGCUAGAGCUCGAAAAAUCAAAGAAGCUCUAUGGCUUGGCCCAAUGCACUAGGGACCUUUCUGGAAGUGAUUGUUUUAAGUGUCAUGAUGGAAUAAUUGGUGAACUUCCUCGUUGCUGUGAUGGGAGAGAAGGUGGAAGAGUUGUUGGAGGGAGUUGCAACAUAAGAUAUGAGAUUUAUCCUUUUGUCACUGCUUAG